AAGCUUUCCUGUUCCGUUAAAAAUGUUUGCUUUGCAUUCUUAGACUGCUGAUUCAGGACUUGCUAUUAUUCGUAGGCAAAAUGGUUUUGGGUUUAAGCUCAAAGAACAACAGAAGAUGCUCACCUGUACAAGUUGAUUAUUUGAUCCACAUUCAUGACAUCAAGCCUUGGCCUCCUUCUCAGUCCCUUCGAUCCCUUCGCUCUGUUGUUAUCCAAUGGGAGAAUGGUGACCGCAAUUCCGGUACCACUACUGUUGUUGCUCCUUCUCUUGGUUCCGUCAUUGGUGAAGGCAAAAUCGAGUUCAACGAAUCAUUUAAGCUUCCCCUCACCUUGUUGAAAGAUGCCUCUGCUCGGAACAAAGGUGGUGGUGAUCUCUUCUUCAAGAACGUCUUAGAGCUCAACUUAUACGAGCCUCGCAGAGAGAAAACACACCAGCUUUUGGCAACUGCCACCAUAGAUUUGGCCGUUUAUGGUAUUGUCAAAGAAAGUUUCAGCUUAACUGCUCAAAUGAACAGUAAAAGAAGCUACCGCAAUGCCACUCAGCCUGUUCUGUACCUCACUAUUCAACCCGUUGGUAGACGCAGGGCCAGUUCUUCUUCAUCUAUCAACAGCUUCAAGGAUGAAACCAAGAAUGGCGGUGAGUCUGUUUCUGCCUUGAUGAAUGAGGAAUACUAUAAGGAAGCUGAGAUUGCUUCCAUCACAGACGACGACAUUUCCUCCCACUCAUCCUUGACAGUCUCAUCUUCUACUUUAGAGUCUAAUGGUGGUUUUUCUGUGCGAACCGAAGAGGAAGAACAUGAGAGAAUAAACAAGGAUCCCAGAGGAAAUGGCCACGAGAGAUCACAAUCAGUGUCAGAGACCAGACAAGGAGAAAUUUCUGACCAGAUUCCAUCACGUUCCAUGUCAGUAGAUCUAUCUUCUGUGUUUUAUCUCCCGGGGGACAUUCCUGAUUCUGCACCCAACACUUCUGUGUCUGGGCUGGAGGAGUGUGCUAAUGUGUUUAGAACUGAUACCAGUGAGAGCUCUAAGCUGGUAAGUAACAGUCAGCAAAAUAACGGAGAUACCAAGUCUAUGCCUUUACAGAUUGACAAUCUCUCUGAGACUUCGCCUCGAGCCUCUGAGAAUAGUCAAGGUUUGAUCAGUGAUCAGGAACCAGAGAGUACAGUUGAGAAAUCAAGAAAGGUGAAGUCUGUUCGAUCAUCCCUGGAUAUUAACCGGAGCAAUAGCCGGUUGAGUUUAUCCAGUGAUAGAAAAGAAGCUAAGGUGUAUCCAAAGUCUACAUACGACACAACUUUGGAGAACAAAAUCAAGAACUUGGAAAGUAGAGUACAGAAGCUUGAGGGUGAGUUACGUGAGGCUGCAGCCAUUGAAGCAGCUCUCUACUCCGUGGUUGCAGAGCAUGGAAGUUCAUCAAGUAAAGUCCAUGCACCUUCUAGACGUCUUUUGAGGCUGUAUCUUCAUGCUUGUAGAGAAACCCAUCUCUCAAGAAGAGCCAAUGCAGCUAAAAGUGCUGUCUCCGGGUUAGUUCUUGUUGCCAAAGCGUGUGGAAACGAUGUCCCCAGAUUGACAUUUUGGUUGUCAAACACUAUCGUUCUGAGGACAAUCAUUAGUGAUACUAGUGCAGAAGAAGAACUGCCUGUUUCGGCUGGUCCUGGACCAAGGAAACAGAAGGUUGAAAGAGAAACUGAAAAACGAUCGUCCUUGAAGUGGAAAGAUUCCCCUUUGAGCAAAAAGGACAUUGAGAGUUUUGGUGCCUGGGAUGACCCUGUAACUUUCAUAACAGCGCUUGAGAAGGUCGAAGCUUGGAUCUUCUCACGUGUAGUAGAAUCAAUUUGGUGGCAGACUUUGACACCGCGUAUGCAGUCUUCAGCAGCAUCAACUAGAGAGUUUGAUAAAGCCAAUGGCUCUGCAUCAAAGAAAAAUUUUGGUAAGACGCCGAGUUCUAUGAACCAAGAACAAGGUGAUUUCUCAUUAGAGCUUUGGAAAAAGGCAUUCAGGGAGGCACACGAACGUUUAUGCCCUCUGCGAGGUAGUGGGCAUGAAUGUGGCUGCUUACCCGUUCCUGCGCGUCUGAUAAUGGAACAGUGCGUGGCUCGGCUAGAUGUUGCUAUGUUCAAUGCUAUCCUUCGUGAUUCUGAUGACAAUUUCCCAACAGACCCUGUAUCUGAUCCCAUUGCAGACUUGAGAGUCUUGCCAAUUCCUUCUACAACAUCAAGUUUUGGUUCUGGUGCCCAGCUGAAAAACUCGAUAGGAAACUGGUCAAGGUGGCUCACUGAUCUAUUUGGCAUUGAUGACGAAGAUGAUGACAGCAGCGAUGAGAAUAGCUAUGUUGAUAGAUCGUUCAAGACAUUCAAUCUUCUCAAGGCGUUAAGCGAUCUAAUGAUGCUUCCAAAAGAUAUGCUCCUCAACAGUUCUGUGAGAAAAGAGGUUUGCCCGAUGUUUGGUUCCCCGUUGAUCAAGAGAGUGUUGAAUAAUUUUGUGCCAGAUGAAUUUUGCCCUGACCCAGUUCCUGAUGCUGUACUUAAAUCUCUUGAAUCCGAGGAGGAAGCUGAGAAGAGUAUGAUCACAAGCUAUCCGUGCACUGCACCUCCUCCAGUGUACUCUCCACCUUCACGGACUUCAAUCUCCACCAUCAUUGGAGACUUUGGACAGCCUCAAGCGCCGGAGUUAAGCAGAAUCAGGUCUUCAAUUACAAGAAAAGCGUACACAAGCGAUGACGAGCUUGAUGAGCUGAGUUCACCGUUGGCUGUUGUUGUUCUUCAACAAGAAGGUUCUAAGAAGAUCAAUAAUGGUGGUUCAGAUGAGAUAGUCAGGUAUCAACUUCUCAGGGAGUGUUGGAUGAACGGCGAAUGAUCAGACAUUGAUGUGUUUUGUCUUUCAGUUUCCACUUGUGACUGGUUGUAAAUGUCUCGUGUCAAAAAUCUUCUGUCAGUUCGUUGUUUUUGGUGUUGCCAAUGUAUAGAAUGAAGACAGUAGUAACAG
Arabidopsis arenosa is the source of this 2981-nucleotide messenger RNA. The record is from the annotation of a GenBank genome assembly. NCBI's taxonomy places the organism in Eukaryota, Viridiplantae, Streptophyta, Magnoliopsida, Brassicales, Brassicaceae.